Molecule: messenger RNA, 1353 nt
Organism: Cinclus cinclus
Lineage: Eukaryota; Metazoa; Chordata; Aves; Passeriformes; Cinclidae
Gene: E2F2
Product: E2F transcription factor 2
Exons: 6
Coding region: 1-1353 (450 amino acids)
Biological process (GO): regulation of transcription by RNA polymerase II
Cellular component (GO): RNA polymerase II transcription regulator complex
Molecular function (GO): RNA polymerase II cis-regulatory region sequence-specific DNA binding; DNA-binding transcription factor activity, RNA polymerase II-specific; protein dimerization activity
Source: RefSeq, a predicted model, not a curated record
AUGCUGCGGCUCCCCAGGGGAGUGUCCCCUGCCCCGGGGAGGGGGGGUACCGCCCUCCCGGCCCCCCCUCCCCACCACCACCCGAAGAAGGUCAUGUCAGUGAUGGGCUCCUGUGAUCCGGGGGCUUCCAGCCUGGGCAGCCCCCCGUUAUCCACAGGCGGUUUCACCCAGGUCUACACGCCAGCAGCUGUCAGCGGCCCCGCUUCCCGGGGCGGGUGUCUCUGUGACACCCCCCAGGGCCCCGAGCUCAGGACCCUCUGUUCAGCCUCGGCCGGACGGCUGCCGGCCAAGAGGAAGCUGGACCUGGAGGGCCCCGAAUUUCGCACACCCAAGGGGAAGGGCUGGACACUGGCACAGGUCCCCAGCCCCAGAACCCCCAAGUCUCCUGGGGAGAAGACUCGCUACGACACCUCACUGGGUCUGCUUACCAAAAAAUUCAUCUGUUUGCUGAACGAGUCUUCCGAUGGUGUUGUGGAUCUGAACCGGGCUGCUGAGGUGCUGGAGGUCCAGAAACGUCGCAUCUACGACAUCACCAAUGUACUGGAGGGCAUCCAGCUCAUCCGCAAGAAAUCCAAGAACCACAUCCAGUGGAUGGGGACAGGGAUCUUUGAGGAUGCAGCAAUGGUGGCGAAGCAACAAGUGCUGAGUGGGGAACUGGCUGAACUGGCUAGGACAGAGAGGAUGCUGGACCAGCUCAUGCAGAACUGUGCCCUGCAGAUCCAGCAGCUGGCUGACAACGAGACCAACCAGAGGCUGGCAUACGUCACCUAUCAGGACCUCCGUGCCAUCGGCAGCUUCCAGGAGCAGACGGUGAUUGCUGUGAAGGCUCCCCCUGAGACGCAGCUGGAGGUGCCAGAUUUCAGCCAGGAGAACUUCCAGCUCUACUUGAAGAGCACCAGUGGUCCCAUCGAGGUGUACCUCUGCCCAGAGGAGAUCACGGAGGAGAGCCCCACCAAGGACCACCCUGUCCCCUCUGCUGCCACCUCUGCACAGGACCACCCUGUAUCCCUUUCCCUGCCAAACAGCUCCCCAUCAGCCACACAGCCACCCCACCCCAUCUCCCAGAGCUGGGGGGGCACAGGAACUGCUCUCUCACCCCCAUCUCUGCCUCUCCCCAUCCAGGGGGGACCCAGCUCACUGCUGGAGAUGGAACCUGGGCUCCUGGGCUCCCCUGCCCACCUUCUGCAGCAGACAGAGGACCAGCUGCCCUGCCCCCCCUCCCACCUGGACUUGGGACCCUCUGUCACCUUCUCGCCCCCCCUGGAACAGGAUGACUAUCUCUGGGGGCUUGAGGGCGAGGGAGUCACAGACCUCUUUGAGACAUAUGACCUGGGGGACCUGCUGAAGCACUGA